AUGAAGAAUAUGUUCGAUGUUACUUCAUCAACAUCAACUUCAUUAAAUAAAUCAACAAUAGAAACAAUAAAUCGUUCAAUAUCUCAAAUACCUAUGAAUGAAAAACGACGAAAUUAUCGAUUUUAUGCAGGAGAUCCUGCAAUUCAUCCAGCAGAAAAACGAUUAUAUGCAAAUGGAGAUUUUGAAGGAACACCACUUCAUGUUUCCGGAUGUCCAGAUCCACGUGAUAUAACAAGAUAUGAUCGAUCAUAUUAUGAUUUACCUGUACCAAAAUUUAAACUUGAUCGUUGUUGGGUUGGUACAAUACCAGCUAAAGAAGUAACAUUUCGAAAUUUAAAUGAUAAUAUAACAAAAAUAUAUUUAACUGAUAUGUGUAAACGUUUUGGUGAAAUUGAUGAUUGUAGAAUAUAUUAUGAUCGACAAACUAAAAAACAUCUUGGAUUAGGAACAGUAAUUUUUAAAACAACAAAAUCUGCACGUGAAUGUGUUAAUGCAUUAAAUAUGACAACAAAAAUGGGUAGUAUUAUAUCUGUAUCAUUAGAAACAUCUGGACAAGAACGUACAAAACAAUAUGCAACUAUGAUACGUGCACAAGAACAAGAAAAAGUUGCACAAGAAAAAGCAUUAGCAGCAUCAGCUGCUGCAUCACCACCACCACCACAAUUAAAUGAUUUAAAUCUUAAUAAUAAACAAACAGAUAAAUCUGUACAAUUACCUAUUAAUCAUAAAGUAACAAAUCAUUAUUCUCAAUCAUCAAAUUUAUAUUCAACACAAAAUCAUUAUCGUACAACAAAAUAUUCAUCAACAUCAUCUCGAUAUGAUUCACGUGGUCAUCAUUCCGUUAAUGAUAAUUCAGAACAAUUUUCAUUUGAUCCAUAUGGUUCAUUUGGUAAUAAUAGUAAUAAUUAUAAAUCAUCAUCAACAUCUCAUCGAUCUCGUCAUCGAUCACAUCAUCGUCGUCCAUAUUCUCAACAACAUCGACGACGACGAAAAACUAGUAGUAGUACAACAUCAUCAUCAACAUCUCGUUCAUCAUCAUCAUCAUCAACAACAUCAACAAGUUCAAGUUCAACAUCAAAAUCCUAUUCAUCAUCAUCAAGAUCAAGAUCACAUUCAAGUUAUUCAUCAAAUCAUAGUCCAAAUCAUAAAUUAACAAAUGAUUCUCGAAUAAUAAAUAAUUCGAAACAACAAAAUGAUGAUGAAGAUCAUCGUCCAAGUUUAGAUGAACGUAUAGCAGCUUUAUUUCAACAACAACAACAACAAACAACUGUUCCAACAUCUAUACCAACUAAACCUCAUCAUCGUCCAUUACCAUUACCAAAUGCUCAACUUCAAACACUUUUUUCUUAUCCACCACCACCAUUACCAACACCAUUAACAAAUGUUGUUGGUAGUCAUCAUCAUCAUCAACAAUCUUAUGGUGUUGUUAAUAAUUUUAAUUUUUUUGGUAAUUCAUUUCCACCAGCAUCAUUUUUAAAUUCAACUGGUGGAACAAAUUGGCAAGAUAUGUUUAAACAACCACCACCACCACCACCACCAUCAUCAUCAACAACAACAACAACAAAUAAUAAUCCAUCAUAUAAUACAUCAAAUGGUCUUCAACCACAUCUAAAUGAUAAUAAUGAUGAACGUGAAAGAAAAACAAAUGAUUUAACAACAGCUGUAUCAAAUAUAGUAACAGGAGAAUUAGUUGAAAUACUUCGAAAAGAUUUAUCAAAAAAAUUAAUUGAAACAUUAGUUUAUAAAUCAAUUGAAACAUGGUAUGAUAAUGAAGAACGAAAAGAUAAAAUAAGAAAAAUAAAAUCAUCAGAAAAUUCUAUACAUGAACAAAUAUUAUUAAAUAAUGAACAGUCAAAUUUAUUACAUCAUUCAAUAUCAAAUUCAUCAUUAGAACGAACACCAGAUGAAACAUCUAGUCCAAUGAUAAUACAAUCACAUAAUAAUUCUUCUUCAUCAUCAUCAACAUAUUUUGAACAUAUGAAAGAUAGUAUUGGUUCAUCUAUACUAUCACAAAUACCAAAAAUACCUUCAUUUAAAAAACGAAUCAUUCCAAAUGAAAAACCACUUCUUCCACAAAAACCAAUUGAAAAUAAAGAACCACAACAACAACAACGAUCACGAAAAAUAUCACAAAAACGUUUAAGUUCUAGUAGUAGUGAUUCAAAUAUAACACCUGAAAAUGAUGAUAGUCAAAGUCGUGAUUCAAUAUCAAUACCACAUGAUGAUAUAUCAUUAUUAGAUAUAAAAACAAAUAAUAAAUCUACUAUUGAUCAACCAACUCUUGAAGAAGAAGAAGGAGAAAUUAAAGAUGAUGAUAAUGAAGAAGAACAACAAAAUAAUUCAGCUCAAAUAGAAAUUACAUCACAACCCGAACCAUUACUCACACGACCACCAACACCACCACCACCACCACCACUAAUAUCACCAAUAAAAAAAAUUCCAAAUAAAAACAUUGUCAAACAGAAUAAAAAAUCUGGAUCAACAAAAAAACGAAAAAUAGAACAAAUUAAAAAUGAACCAAUACAAGAACAAGAUGAUAUUGAUAAUAGUACAUUAGCAAAAAGAAAGAAAAGUGCAACAAAUCUUAAUCAACUGACAAAUACAAAUAAUUCAGAUAUACAACCAACUCAAACAUUUAAUUUAUUAGAUAAUUUUUCAGAACAAGUACGAACAUUACCAAUAAAAUCUUAUAAUCCAUUUGCUUAUAUUGAAUUUGAACAUAAUUAUGCUAUUAUGGCUAAACAACCAGUACCAGUAGCUCAUCGAUUAACUAUCGAUGGUUUACAUGAUAUGGGUAUUCAAGUUCCAAUUAUAAUUCCUCCAACACCAAAAUUUCUAUCACGUGUACAUGAUGAUGAAAUGCGAAUUAUGUAUGAACUUGAUCAUGGUGUUGAUGAAGAAGAUAUGUCCUAUCUUAAACAAAGUUUUCAAAGAUUAUGUCAAGAAGGACAUUCAUGUACAACAAAAACACGUUGGGUUGAUCAUCCACCAAGUCGAGAUUCACCAUUUAUUAAACAAAUACCACAAAAACAUCGAACAGGAUGUGCAAGAACCGAAGGUUAUUAUAAAAUAAUAAAAGAUGAAAAAAUUCCACGUUUAAAAACAUCAGAUGAUUCUCAAAGUACAUCAAUACUUCCACAAGCUAUACUUGAUACAAAUCGUACAACAGGUGCACAAAUGUCACGUGAAUUACGUAGUGAACAUCGACGAAAUUUAUUAGCAUUAGGUGAUGUUGAAUUUGCUGAUCAUUUUAAAUUUAGUCAACUUAAAUUAAGAAAAAAACGUCUUCGUUAUGCUAAAUCAAGUAUACAUUCAUGGGGUUUAUUUGCUUGUGAACCAAUUGCAAUGGAAGAUAUGGUUAUUGAAUAUGUUGGUGAAACAAUUCGACAAAGUAUUGGUGAUUUACGUGAAAAAAAAUAUGAAUUAGAAGGAAUUAAUUCAAAUUAUAUGUUUCGUAUUGAUUCUGAUACAAUUGUUGAUGCAACUAAAUGUGGAAAUCUUGCACGAUUUAUUAAUCAUAGUUGUGAUCCAAAUUGUUAUGCAAAAAUAAUUCCUGUUGAAUCACAAAAGAAAAUAGUUAUCUAUUCAAAACGUGAUAUACGUCUUGGAGAAGAAAUAACAUAUGAUUAUAAAUUUCCACUUGAAGAACAAAAAAUUCCAUGUCGUUGUGGUGCACCAACAUGUCGUGGUUCACUUAAUUAA
This is a messenger RNA of Rotaria sp. Silwood1, 3702 nucleotides long. The record is from the annotation of a GenBank genome assembly. NCBI's taxonomy places the organism in Eukaryota, Metazoa, Rotifera, Eurotatoria, Philodinida, Philodinidae.